GCUCGUUGUUUCCAGCCGGACGCGUUAAAGUGACGCACAGCUUCAAUCCGCAUGUAGAGAGAGAGAGAGAGAGAGAGAGAGAUAAACUUCAUCUUCAGGUUGUUGUGUAUUUUACUGUCAGGAUGGAAUCUGCCGCUGUGGAGGUUGAGAAAGGAGCUGCUGCUAUUAAACAACAAUUCCUCACCACUAAAGAGAACUUCUAUGAGUUUCUGGAAUCGGGCUGGACGGGUCGAAAGGAUGAUGAAGCAAACAAAGAAGAACCUUCAGAAGAACCGGAGCAGAAGAGAAUGAAGCUGGACAAAGAUGAAGACAAAAUAGAGAAGAGGAAAAUGAGAGGACAGAAUAAAUCCAGACCUCACACAAAACCUCAGAGUUACGAGGACAGAAGAUUGUGUCCAUCCAUCAUUCAGGAGCGAGAAACCAAAUGUGUGUUCGGCGAGAAGUGUCGCUUCGUUCAUGACGUGUCCGAGUACAUGUCGGGCAAACCCGAGGACCUGGGCGAUCAGUGUCACCUGUACAACACCUUCGGCAAAUGUCAUUACGGGCUCACCUGCAGGUUUGCCAAAGCUCACAUCAGCCCGGAUCUGAAGAACAUGGUGAAGGAAGAUCUACACAAACACUCCACCGACAACGAGACGGUCAGAAACCAUCUGGACAAAGAGCUCCAGAAACGCCUGCGGAAGAAACAGGUGGCGUUCACAGGAGCUGAGGCUUAUCUGAAAACCAUCGUCAGAGGAAAGAAACCAGAGAAGAAGAGCACAGAUGAGUGUUCAGAGGAGAACCACAGCCGCACACCAAACACAACUACUGAUGCUCCUGAUGAUCAAGAGACACAACAGGAGGACCACAGGAAGGCUCAUGUGAAGACCAUGGGGCCGAUAACAGAUGAUGACAUCAUCAAACUGCGACCCUGUGAGAAGAAGCAGGUGGAUUUCACAGACAAACUCUAUCUGGCUCCACUUACCACGUGUGGGAAUCUGCCGUUCCGUCGCAUAUGCAAGAGUUUUGGAGCGGACAUCACGUGUGGUGAAAUGGCCAUGUGUACGAAUCUUCUGCAGGGUCAGUCGUCUGAAUGGGCUCUUCUCAAGAGACAUCACACUGAAGAUCUGUUUGGUGUUCAGUUGGAAGGUUGUUUUCCAGACAGCAUGACCAGAUGUGCCGAGCUGCUCAAUCAAAACAUUGAUGUAGAUUUUGUGGAUAUCAAUUCCGGCUGUCCCAUCGAUCUCGUGUACAAGAAGGGUGGAGGCUGUGGCCUGAUGACACGAAGCACUAAAUUUGAGCAGAUCGUGAGGGGGAUGAACUCCGUUCUGGAUGUUCCUUUGACUGUGAAGAUCCGCACAGGUGUUCAUCAGAACUCUAAUACUGCACACAAGCUGAUCCCAGAACUGAAGAACUGGGGCGUGUCCAUGAUUACACUUCACGGCAGAUCUCGUGAGCAACGCUACACAAAACAGGCUGACUGGGAAUACAUCAACAUCUGCUCCAACCUCGCCGCUCCUGUUCCUCUGUUCGGAAAUGGAGAUAUUUUAUCUUAUGAAGAUGCCAUGAAGGCCAGAGAAACGGGCGUCUCAGGAAUCAUGAUCGCCAGGGGAGCUCUGAUCAAGCCGUGGCUCUUCACUGAGAUUAAAGAGAACAGACACUGGGAUAUUUCCUCCAAUGAGCGUCUGGACAUCCUGCGUGACUUCACCAACAACGGUCUCGAGCACUGGGGUUCAGACACACAGGGUGUAGAGAAGACCAGAAACUUCAUGCUGGAGUGGCUCUCCUUCCUGUGCAGAUAUAUUCCAGUGGGUUUGUUGGAGAGACCGCCACAGAAGAUCAACGAGCGUCCUCCCUUCUACAUGGGUCGAGAUUAUCUGGAGUCUCUGAUGGCCAGUCAACAUGUGGGGGACUGGGUCAAAAUCAGUGAGAUGCUGUUGGGUCCGGUCCCUAAAACCUUCAGUUUCCUGCCCAAACACAAAGCAAACGCUUACAGAUGAAGAUGUGCUGAUGACAGUGAUGGUUUUAUUUUUUGAUCUUCAUUUCAUGCUGUUAUUCACAUGUUUAACUCAACAUCAGUUUACGUUAAGAGUGAAUUUAUUUUAAAUAAACGCAUUAAAGACCAAUA
This is a messenger RNA of Triplophysa dalaica, 2107 nucleotides long. RefSeq names its product dihydrouridine synthase 3-like (S. cerevisiae) (gene dus3l). Gene Ontology annotation, biological process: tRNA processing. The record is from RefSeq and is a predicted model, not a curated record. Gene Ontology annotation, molecular function: metal ion binding; tRNA dihydrouridine synthase activity; flavin adenine dinucleotide binding. Lineage: Eukaryota; Metazoa; Chordata; Actinopteri; Cypriniformes; Nemacheilidae. Bases 123 to 1979 code for a protein of 618 amino acids. The transcript is spliced from 15 exons.